AUGCAUCACGAGAUUGUCGCUCUUGAGGAGCAUCAGCAGCCCCUUCCACUGCAAGGCUUCAACUUCCCCGCCACCACUACCCACAACCUGACAGCAUACCCGACGACGUCGACGCGUGAAGAGCUCCACUCCCGCAUCCACAACGCCACGAUAAUCAUAACCACGACGAUCAAGCUUGAUGCCGAAACAUUGCGCCCCAGUAUUACUCCAAACCUCCGCUACAUUGCCAUCUCCGCGACCGGAACAGACCCUGUGGACCUCGAUGCCUGCCGGGCCCGCAAUAUUCGCGUUACAAACUGCCCAGGGGCCAAUAUCGAUGCUGUUUCGGAACAUGCCAUAGGCCUGUACUUUGCUGCCAGACGGCGCACCGUGUUGCUGGACCGCGUUACUCGUGCGCAGCCUAGCGAGUGGAAGGCCCAGGGUAGCGUGAAGCAGUAUAUGCGCCUGCCGGAUGGCAUGCCUCCGAUAACCUGCAAGGAUGAGGUCAUGGGCGUGAUCGGAUAUGGGGGUAUUGGGAAGCGAGUCGCUGCGCUAGGGCAAGCAUUGGGCAUGCGCGUGCUUAUCGCCAGUCGAAAGACACCAGCGACGCCUCCCGUCGACAGCGGACUACCAGCUCCAGAUCCUUCCGACGACCGCAUGCCAUUUGACGAUGUGCUGCGUAACUCCACCGUCCUUGUUCUGUCUCUGCCGCGAAACGCCGAGACUCUCAACCUCAUCUCCACCGCGGAAUUCGAGAAGAUGCACCCCUAUGCCGUGUUGAUCAACAUUGCGAGAGGCGGCAUAGUGCACGAGGCAGCGGUAGUGCAAGCUUUGAAGGAAAGGCGCAUAGCCGGCUAUGCCACGGACGUCUAUCAGGUGGAACCUAUCGGCGGACCCGAAGACACGCCGCUGCUGGAGGAAGAUAUAAAGGACCUCAAUAUCACGUUGAGUCCUCAUUUAGCCUGGUUUUCGACAAGGUCGAUCAAGAACCUUGGUGCGAUUCUGAAAGAGACUAUAGAGGGUUAUGUAAGCGGCAACGAGAUUAACGUCAUUCUCUAA
Molecule: messenger RNA, 1038 nt
Organism: Alternaria atra
Lineage: Eukaryota; Fungi; Ascomycota; Dothideomycetes; Pleosporales; Pleosporaceae
Exons: 2
Coding region: 1-1038 (345 amino acids)
Molecular function (GO): oxidoreductase activity, acting on the CH-OH group of donors, NAD or NADP as acceptor; NAD binding
Source: RefSeq, a predicted model, not a curated record